CAAAACGAAAACAUUAGCCACUCAAUUUUAACAAAUUUAAUGCUCAAUAGUAAUUAACAAAUUAUGAGCGCCCACCACAGGCCCCUCGAUGAUUCAGAUGUUGCGUUAAUACAUACGAUACGUUCUACGCCAUCGCUAUACGACCACAGACAUGGAGACUUUCGCCUUUCGCAAAGAAAGGAAGAGGAUUGGGCCAAAGUGGCUGAGACCUUAAACAUUUCAUCGCCCGAUGCACGACGCAGAUGGACUUGUCUGCGAGACCGAUAUUCGCGAGAGCUUAAACAAAUGCGUUUGCAUCCGAACUCUGAAUUUGGACACAAUGACUUUUUUAGGCAAAUGGACUUUUUACGGGAGUUUGUGCGAAAACGUCGCGAGAGAAGCCGUCGUGACGAUACGCCAACAAGUUGGCUGAAAACGGAGGUGAGAGCACCCAAAUUGAAAGCACGUCCCGAGCCGGAUACACUUAUUGAACAGGACCUGGAUGAGUCGCAAGUGUACGAUGAGUGUGAUCACAACUACGAUGCCGAUGCCAAGCUGGAAGUGCAGACUACGCAAUCGGAAAGUUAUUCGGUGCUAGUCGAAGCGGAUGAUGGAGACGGGCAUGAUUCAUAUGAGGAGUACAUGGCCGAUUCCGAAUCAGCCGAUCAGAAAGUCUUGCCCACAAUGCAACCAUCUCCAUCUCUGGUCACAGUGCAUACUGAGGCACCGACGACGGGCACAGUGUGCACUGCAGGGGUCUCGCCGUCUGAUGCUGGCCAUUCUCAGGCGGACAUUGACUAUAUGGUCUGUGUGCCGAAUGUCCGAGUCGAGCGGGAGCAUUUGCCGCCAAUUAAGCCUGAAGCAUCGCCCGGAUUCGAGGCAGUAACCGCACCAACUGCCACGAGCGCGUCCAACGAGACUGAGGAUGACUUCUUCUGUAAAUCGGUGGCGGCCUAUUUGCGACAAUUGUCGCGACGGCAUAAAAUAAAGGCAAAAGUGGAAAUGUUCCAGGUUUUGGAGAAGUACAUAUUGCUUGAGGAGUCCGCAACAGCGCCUGGGACGAGUCACAAUGGUUAAGCAGGUUACAUAGCGACAUAUGUACAUAUAGUUUUUAAAUAGAUUUUUAUGGAGUACAAAUAUACAACUGACAAA
Drosophila novamexicana is the source of this 1131-nucleotide messenger RNA. RefSeq lists its product as uncharacterized. The record is from RefSeq and is a predicted model, not a curated record. Gene Ontology annotation, biological process: regulation of transcription by RNA polymerase II. Gene Ontology annotation, molecular function: DNA binding. The transcript has a single exon. Gene Ontology annotation, cellular component: nucleus; transcription regulator complex. Lineage: Eukaryota; Metazoa; Arthropoda; Insecta; Diptera; Drosophilidae. Bases 64 to 1056 code for a protein of 330 amino acids.